Molecule: messenger RNA, 1046 nt
Organism: Equus quagga
Lineage: Eukaryota; Metazoa; Chordata; Mammalia; Perissodactyla; Equidae
Gene: RBKS
Product: ribokinase
Exons: 8
Coding region: 29-1003 (324 amino acids)
Biological process (GO): D-ribose metabolic process
Molecular function (GO): ribokinase activity
Source: RefSeq, a predicted model, not a curated record
UGGGGUUGGAGAGCACCUCGUUUUAGCCAUGGCCGCGGCUGGGGACCCAGGAAGGCAGUGGCCGGAGGAGGAGGAGGCGGCGGCGGUGGUGGUGGUGGGCUCCUGCAUGACCGACCUGGUCAGUCUUACUUCUCGUUUGCCAAAAACUGGAGAAACCAUCCACGGACAUAAGUUUUUUAUCGGCUUUGGAGGGAAAGGUGCCAACCAGUGUGUCCAAGCUGCUAGGCUUGGAGCAAAGACGUCCAUGGUGUGCAAGGUUGGCAAAGAUUCUUUUGGCAACGAUUAUAUAGAAAACUUAAAACAGAAUGAUAUUUCUACAGAAUUUACAUAUCAAACUAAAGAUGCUGCAACAGGAGCUGCUUCAAUAAUUGUCGAUAAUGAAGGCCAGAAUAUCAUCGUUAUUGUGGCUGGAGCAAAUUUACUUUUGAAUACUGAAGACCUGAGGGAAGCAGCCAAUGCCAUUAGCAGAGCCAAAGUCAUGAUCUGCCAGCUAGAAGUAACUCCAGCAACUUCUUUGGAAGCCCUGACAAUGGCCCACAGCAAUGGAGUGAAAACAUUGUUCAAUCCAGCACCUGCCAUUGCAGACCUGGACCCCCGGUUCUACACGCUCUCAGAUGUGUUCUGCUGCAAUGAGACUGAGGCUGAGAUUCUAACUGGCCUCACAGUCGGCAGCCCUGCGGAUGCUGGGAAGGCUGCACUGGUGCUUGUGGAAAGGGGCUGCCAGGUCGUAAUCAUCACUUUGGGUGCUGACGGAUGUGUGAUGCUGUCACAGACACAACCUGUCCCAAAGCACAUUCCCACAGAGAAAGUCAAGGCUGUGGAUACCACGGGUGCUGGUGACAGUUUUGUGGGAGCUUUGGCCUUCUACCUGGCUUACUACCCAAAUCUGUCCUUGGAAGAAAUGCUCAAGAGAUCCAAUUUCAUCGCAGCGGUCAGCGUCCAGGCUGCAGGGACACAGUCAUCUUAUCCAUACAAAAAAGACCUGCCACUUCAUCUGUUCUGAUUGCUAUUAACCCUAAAAUAAAUAUACCUGCAAAUAAAAUGUA